AUGAAAGUAACUGAGAACAUUUUGAUAUCGGCAUACCCAGUGUUAAAUCGCAAGUUACCGGAAAAUAUUAAAUUCAUUACAACGCAAGAAUUAGAAGAUAUCUACCCCGACAAAAAACCGGCAGAACGUGAAUAUCUUGCAGUUAAACAGUAUGGUGCUGUUUUUCUCAAACAGAUCGGAAAGCUUCUGAAAUCCAAUACGAUACACGACAAUCGAGCCCCAGACUAUGAUGACUGGGAAUUGAAUGGAGAUAUACUAGUUUAUAGUGAACACGACGAUAGAUGUAUAGAAUUGUCAUCAAUGGGUAUCCGAGUGGAUGAGUUGUCAAUGGAGAGACAGUUGAAAGAAAGUGGUUGUGAAGCACGUAAACAGCUUGAAUAUCAUCAAAAUGUUCUGAAUGGUAUAUAUCCAUUAACGAUAGGUGGUGGAAUAGGACAGAGUCGAUUGUGUAUGUUCUUUAUGGAGAAGAAACAUAUUGGUGAAGUCCAAGUUAGUAUAUGGCCUGAACACGUUCGUCGUGAAUGUGAACAGAAUAAUAUAUUUCUCCUGUAA
Messenger RNA from Schistosoma bovis, 552 nucleotides. The record is from the annotation of a GenBank genome assembly. Lineage: Eukaryota; Metazoa; Platyhelminthes; Trematoda; Strigeidida; Schistosomatidae.